Aureobasidium subglaciale EXF-2481 is the source of this 981-nucleotide messenger RNA. RefSeq lists its product as uncharacterized. Gene Ontology annotation, biological process: positive regulation of mRNA splicing, via spliceosome. Lineage: Eukaryota; Fungi; Ascomycota; Dothideomycetes; Dothideales; Saccotheciaceae. The record is from RefSeq and is a predicted model, not a curated record. Gene Ontology annotation, molecular function: RNA binding. The transcript is spliced from 3 exons. The coding region runs from base 1 to 981 and encodes 326 amino acids. Gene Ontology annotation, cellular component: spliceosomal complex.
AUGGAAUACGAGAACCGCGACUACGAAGACGAGCCUCAGUACCCUCGUGAGCGCUCGCGCUCUCCUCGCCCCGACCGUGACGGCGACAGCAGACUCCGCAGCGCCUCCCCUGCCGCUGUCCGUGAUGACCGCACCGCUCAACAGAUCCGUGAGGAUGAAGAAGAGGCCGCCAACCCUGGCUCCAACUUGUUCGUCACCGGUAUCCACCCUCGUCUGACCGAGGAGGAGGUCCGCCGCCUCUUCGAGAAGUACGGUGAUGUCGACACUUGCAGCAUCAUGCGCGACCCUCACACCCGUGAAUCGCGUGGCUUCGGUUUCGUCAACAUGGUCACUGGCGAGCAAGCCGACGCUGCCAAGUCUGGUCUUCAGGGCGAGGUCUACGAGGGCCGCACUCUGAGCAUUGAGAAGGCUCGUCGCUCCAGACCCAGAACUCCUACCCCCGGCAAGUACUUCGGUCCCCCCAAGAGAAGUAAGAUCACCAUGCCAUCAUCAAACACACCAACCAACCAACUGACUUCGUCCCCAGCUGACGACCGCCGCCCUCCUGGCCGCUUCGGUGGUGGCGACCGCUACAACGAUCGUCGCGGUGGUGGCAGACGCGAAGACUACGGCGGCAGAUCUGGCGGACGCUACGGCGGCGGCGAUGAUCGCUACGGUGGUGGUGACCGCUACGGCGGUGGCGGUCGCGACUACGAUCGCUACGAGGACCGCGGCUCCUACAGCCGUCGCGAUCGUGACGACUACGGCGGUGGCUCCCGCAGCUACGGCGGUGGCCGCGAAGACCGCUACGCUGGACGUGGUGGUGCCUCUGGCGGUGACGAUGACAGACGCGGAGGAUAUGGCUACGAUCGUGGCAGUGCCCGCGCUGAUGCUCCUUCUAGCUACGCUGACCCUGCCGCUCCCGCUGCCGAUGCUGCUGCCUCUGGUGGCCGUCGUGCUUAUGGCGAGGAGCGCGGUGCUGACAGAUACGAACGCCGUUGA